Molecule: messenger RNA, 1679 nt
Organism: Polyodon spathula (Mississippi paddlefish)
Lineage: Eukaryota; Metazoa; Chordata; Actinopteri; Acipenseriformes; Polyodontidae
Product: keratin, type I cytoskeletal 18-like
Exons: 9
Coding region: 85-1401 (438 amino acids)
Molecular function (GO): structural molecule activity
Source: RefSeq, a predicted model, not a curated record
CACACCUGUGUAGGUAACCCUGAUCUAUCUUCAUACUCUCCAGAGCUUUACCACUUUAAGAAAAUUCAUUCUUCCAAAUUCAACAUGUCCUUCACAGUGCGAUCCUCAGUCGCCCCCCGCUCAUUCUCCAGUAUGAGCAUCUCCUCCGGGAUUUCAAUCCAGAGUGCCCUUCGCUCCGGCGCCGCCAGCAUGUUCACUGGGGCCGAUGGAAGGGGUUCCCGGAUCUCGGUGCCCAUUAUCCGGGCAGUUAGCAACAGUCUGAGCAGCUGUCUGGAUCUCAACGCUGGGAGCUCUGCUCUUCUCUGCAAUAAUGAAAAGGAAACCAUGCAGGGUCUCAAUGGGCGCCUGGCUGGCUACCUUUCCAAGGUGCGAGGACUGGAGGAAGCCAACAGCAGACUGGAGGAGCAGAUCAAGGAGGUCAUGUCGAGGAGAGCACCCACCGAAAGGGACUGGAGCGCCUACGAGAAACCGCUGACAGACCUCAGGAAACAGGUCAGCGACAUGGCUCUGGACAAUGCCAGGCUGGUCCUGCAGAUUGACAAUGCCAGGCUGGCAGCUGAUGACUUCAAAGUAAAGUGGGAGGCGGAACUGGCCAUGAGGCAGGGGGUGGAGCAGGACAUCGGUGGACUGCGCAAGAUCAUUGAUGACACAAGCAUUGGCCGCAUGCAGUUGGAGAACCAGAUUGAGUCCCUGAAUGAGGAACUGACCUUCCUCAAGAGGAACCACGAGGAGGAAGUGGCCAGCAUCCAAGCCCAGAUCUUGGACUCCAGUGUCUCUGUGGAGGUGGACGCCCCCAAGGGUGUGGACCUCGGUGAGACGAUCGCAGAGAUCCGCAGCCAGUAUGAGAUGGCUGUGCAGAAGAGCCGCGAGGAAACUGAGGUCUGGUACAAGAACAAGUUUGAGGAGCUGUCCACAGAGGUCACCCAGAACACAGAGGCUCUGCAGUCAGCCAAGAUCGAACUGAAUGACCUACUCCGGCAGAAACAGGGGCUGGAGAUCGAACUGCAGACAUUGCAUAACACGAACUGCUCGCUGGAGGACACACUGCACGAUGUAGAGAACCGCUACAACAUGGAAGUGAGCAAGCUGAAUGAGGCUAUCAGGCGGCUAGAGGAUGAGCUUGGGCAGGUGCGCACCACCACGGAACGCCAAGCCAACGACUACGCCAUCCUGCUCAACAUGAAGAUGAAACUGGAGGCCGAGAUUGCUACCUACCGGCGCCUCCUAGAGGGCGAGGAAGAGAGAGCUGAGCCACUGCUGCCAGUGAAUGCGGUCAUUCAGCUGCUUCCCCAUGUGAAUGACCUGCUUUCAGUGAGCCAAAAGACUGGGGUGAAGGAGGCAGUAACAGACUUCCUGGAAAGCAAGAGCCUCAACAGCACACUAUUAGGAGGGUGGUGGUGAUAAACCAGGAGCUUGUGGAUGGGAAGGUUGUUUCUCAGAAAGAGGAGGAGAUCGAGCAGUAAACUAACACAAGCCCUGCUCCUUCUAUGAUUAACCUCACAUGGGUUUAUUUAUUUUUUUAAUAAAUGCUUUUUACUGCCUCUGCGCAAGGCUAAUGUUAUGCUUAAACGGUAGUGUUUGCCUUUUUUAAAAUAACAUAAGUUUGAUAUGGUCAUGUUUCAGGUGUUUUUAUUCAUGUGUGCCGUGUUCUUAGCAAUAAAGAUGGGGUUCAACUGAUA